AUGACCAUUGCCAAUUUAAAAGAAUACGCCCGCUUAUCAAUGGCAAUUAAGAAAGCCCGCCAGGAAGGAAAGAACCCCACUGAAUUAUUAAUCCAAAGGCAAAAGUUAAUUAUCAUCGGGCCGCCUAGAAAAGAGCCUAAAUCCCGCACAGAAAUUAAUCGCAACUAUUACCAAAGAAACAAAGAAAUUUUACAGGAGCAAGCCACAAUUAACAAAGCAAAGAAGCAAGAACAAGAGCAGGAAAGACGAGAGCAAGAAGUAAAAGAAUUAGCUGCGAAACUUUACGAAGCCAAUAGCAUUAAAGUUUUGAUGAGUUUUAAACAAUACACCGAAUUAAAAAAAGGUAAAAAGUUAUGGUUGGACUUCUCCCAAACUCUCCAAGAUUUAACCGCAGGAGUGGGCGACAUAAUAAGCAUUAUGAAGUUGCGAGAAGUGUCCGAAAAUCUGAUUAGUGAUUAUUGA
Molecule: messenger RNA, 462 nt
Organism: Racocetra persica
Lineage: Eukaryota; Fungi; Glomeromycota; Glomeromycetes; Diversisporales; Gigasporaceae
Source: the annotation of a GenBank genome assembly